ACUUGCUGGAAAGCCCCCUGUUUUCUCAAUCUCCCUUUCCACUUCGGUAAAAUGCCCACUUUCUGGUCCCCACCUUUUUCCUGAGUGUAGUCCCAACCAGUCAAAUCCAACCUCAAAACAGGAAGACCCAAGGCCAGUGACCCCCAUAGGCCUGAGGCUUGUGCAGGCAGUGGGCGUGGUGUAAGGCUUCCUGAUGCCCCCUGUCCCUGCCCAGAACCUGAUGGCCCUCAUUAGUCCUUGGCUCUUAUCUUGGAAGCACAGGCGCUGACAGCCGUCCCAGCCCUUGUGUCUGCGGGCCUGAACCAAACGGUGCCAUGGGGAACUGUCUGCACAGGGCAGAGCUCUCCCCCUCAACUGAGAACUCAAGUCAGCUGGACUUCGAAGAUGUAUGGAAUUCUUCCUAUGGUGUGAAUGAUUCCUUCCCAGAUGGAGACUACGAUGCCAACCUGGAAGCAGCUGCCCCCUGCCACUCCUGUAACCUGCUGGAUGACUCUGCACUGCCCUUCUUCAUCCUCACCAGUGUCCUGGGUAUCCUAGCUAGCAGCACUGUCCUCUUCAUGCUUUUCAGACCUCUCUUCCGCUGGCAGCUCUGCCCUGGCUGGCCUGUCCUGGCACAGCUGGCUGUGGGCAGUGCCCUCUUCAGCAUUGUGGUGCCCAUCUUGGCCCCAGGGCUAGGUAGCACUCGCAGCUCUGCCCUGUGUAGCCUGGGCUACUGUGUCUGGUAUGGCUCAGCCUUUGCCCAGGCUUUGCUGCUAGGGUGCCAUGCCUCCCUGGGCCACAGACUGGGUGCAGGCCAGGUCCCAGGCCUCACCCUGGGGCUCACUGUGGGAAUUUGGGGAGUGGCUGCCCUACUGACACUGCCUGUCACCCUGGCCAGUGGUGCUUCAGGUGGACUCUGCACCCUGAUAUACAGCACGGAGCUGAAGGCUUUGCAGGCCACACACACUGUAGCCUGUCUUGCCAUCUUUGUCUUGUUGCCAUUGGGUUUGUUUGGAGCCAAGGGGCUGAAGAAGGCAUUGGGUAUGGGGCCAGGCCCCUGGAUGAAUAUCCUGUGGGCCUGGUUUAUUUUCUGGUGGCCUCAUGGGGUGGUUCUAGGACUCGAUUUCCUGGUGAGGUCCAACCUGUUGCUGUUGUCAACAUGUCUGGCCCAGCAGGCUCUGGACCUGCUGCUGAACCUGGCAGAAGCCCUGGCAAUUUUGCACUGUGUGGCUACGCCCCUGCUCCUCGCCCUAUUCUGCCACCAGGCCACCCGCACCCUCUUGCCCUCUCUGCCCCUCCCUGAAGGAUGGUCUUCUCAUCUGGACACCCUUGGAAGCAAAUCCUAGUUCUCUUCCCACCUGUCAACCUGAAUUAAAGUCUACACUGCCUUUGUGAA
Pan troglodytes (chimpanzee) is the source of this 1375-nucleotide messenger RNA. RefSeq names its product atypical chemokine receptor 1 (gene ACKR1). The transcript has 2 exons. Gene Ontology annotation, cellular component: membrane. Gene Ontology annotation, molecular function: C-C chemokine binding. The record is from RefSeq and is a predicted model, not a curated record. The coding region runs from base 315 to 1325 and encodes 336 amino acids. Gene Ontology annotation, biological process: regulation of chemokine production; inflammatory response; chemokine-mediated signaling pathway. Lineage: Eukaryota; Metazoa; Chordata; Mammalia; Primates; Hominidae.